This is a messenger RNA of Electrophorus electricus (electric eel), 1662 nucleotides long. RefSeq names its product tRNA-histidine guanylyltransferase 1-like (gene thg1l). Lineage: Eukaryota; Metazoa; Chordata; Actinopteri; Gymnotiformes; Gymnotidae. Gene Ontology annotation, molecular function: magnesium ion binding; tRNA guanylyltransferase activity. The record is from RefSeq and is a predicted model, not a curated record. Gene Ontology annotation, biological process: tRNA modification.
CUUUGUUUAGGAGAUGUCUUUGUUUAGUGAACUCAGAGUAAAUAACUGGCAAGAGUGACUUUUGGUUGGCACAAACAUCAAUUUUAAUUAUUUUUUGGUAAUUAUUUAUAUUUUACUAAUGCCUAAUGUAAAUGCAUAAUAAACAAUCGCAAGCACUCUUGACUUGUGAUACUGUAAUAUACCAUCACAAGUUAAGAUUGAUAUUAAUACAUUUUUUUAAAUAAAACCAUUUCGAACAAUUCCAAUCAUUCCUAAACAGCCACAUUGCUCAAACUAAACGAAUGGAACAAUAUCGUAAGUAUAAUUAGCGGAACCAAUGUUUUAGCUCCUUGUUUUGAGGACGAUAGCUACAUAUUGACGGACUGAUACAAUGAUUAUACCCACGCUUAAAGCUGCUUCCCGGGUAGCUAAUUGGGCUGUAUAUUAAGUAUAUUAGAAGUGUGAUAGUCAAUGCUUCCCUCAUUAAGGAUGAUCUAGUAGUGAUAUAUCGUGACAAUAAUGAAGCGAUGCUACCAAACGAAUAAAGUGAGGGGUUUUUUAAAGAUAGCAGGCUAGCUAACUAGCUAGCAAGCUGUCAUUACUCUGAAGGCUUUCUUGAACUACCAAGGCUCGUUAAAUAUCAUUUUGAAGUUCUUCAAAUAGAGAAGUUUCAUAUCUUUGAAUGUUGAGACAAGUGUCAUUUCUGUUUGGGAAUUUGACUAAGAACAGGGGAAACUUCGCGCUACUUCACACAGGGUGCAUCAUGGCGAAAAGCAAAUUUGAGUAUGUGCGCAAUUUUGAGAGCGAUGAUACGUGUUUACGGAAUUGCUACAUUGUAGUUCGACUUGAUGGGCGCAAUUUUCACAAGUUUUCUGAGCAGCACAACUUUGUUAAGCCCAACGAUGACAGGGCUUUAGGGCUGAUGUCCCGCAGUGCCCGGUCAGUUAUGGAGGACCUCGAGGACAUAGCUGUAGCUUACGGACAGAGCGAUGAGUUCAGUUUUGUCUUUAAACGGUCCACCAACUGGUUCAAGCGAAGAGCAAGUAAAUUGAUGACCCAUGUGGCAUCCCAGUUCUCCUCCAGUUAUGUGUUUUACUGGGAGGAGUAUUUUGGAGGGCAGCCACUGCUCUACCCUCCAGGCUUUGACGGUAGGGUUGUCUUGUAUCCCAGCAACCGCAAUCUUAGAGACUACUUAAGCUGGAGACAAGCUGACUGUCAUAUUAACAACUUGUAUAAUACUGCUUUUUGGACACUGGUGCAAAAGGGAGGACUCUCUACAAACCAGGCAGACAAAAGACUAAAUGGAACUCUGUCUGCAGAUAAGAAUGAGAUUUUGUUUUCAGAAUUUAAUAUAAACUACAACGAUGAACCAGCACUACACAGAAAAGGCACCACUUUGAUCUGGGAGAAGGUCAUUGAAACAUCAACUAAAAAGGUCACAGUACCCAGUGAGGGCAACAAAGAGGUCACUUUUACACGCAGCAGAAGAAAAGUUACAUCUUAUAACUGUGACAUCAUUGGAGAUUCAUUCUGGGACGAACAUCCAGACAUCCUAGAAGAGGACAGUUGUUAAGCAAACAUGAAGAGAGCAAGAAAGCUGGACAGUGCACAUUUGGUGAACCUGUAGGACUUCAUCUGGAGAUUUUUAUAUUAUUUUUAAGUUAAUAAAGGCUAUUGACUGUA